AUGCGGCGUCUAUUUAUCUGCGCUGCGUCGCUGUCGCUUCGCGGACGCAUGGGGCAUCGUGUGGCCGCCUUCACCACGACGGGGGUGGGGUUUCAGAGGCGAGGGCCGCCGCAAGGGGGCUCCAGGCCGGCCUGGGAUCAAUCGCGGCCGCGUCAGGAGGGCCGGGCUGCGCGCGGCAGCGCGGCGCCGACAUCCUUUCCUUCACGACAGCGCUUCGGUGGCAGUAGCGGACCCGAGCGCUCGUAUUGUGAGGAAGGCGAGCGUAGCACGAGGGACCCGAGUUAUGGAGGCCGCAACGUGGGUCCCCCCAACUCCCUCGCCCAGGACGUUCAGAUUCUUCUCGAUCUUAAGCGACAAUACAAAAAGGCGAAGUCAUCAAAGGAGCGCAGAGGGUUUUUGUAUGAAGCACGCCGCGUGCUUCGACAAGCAUCGAUUGAUCCUUCUACUCAGGAUGAGAAAUCUGUGGUGCUAUUGUUAAACAGUGCCGUAACAUUUGACUUCAAUAUGUCAGAAAAUAUCAAACAAGCAGUACAGUGGAUGCGUGAAAACCUCAGCGGUCUUUCUGCACAGAAUGUUGCACUAUUCUCAAAUGCUGUUGGUUCUCUUGAUAUCCAGGACGCUAAAACGAUAUUAUGCGAUGAAAUCGUUCCGGUUAUAAAGUCCCACCUAGAGGAUAUGACUCCUGUGGAAAUAGUCAUGAUUCUUCAAGCCUUCCGACGACUCCGCAUUGAGGAUAACAAGGAGUUGCAGAAUGACUUAGUGUUACUGCUCGAGCCGUGCAUUGAUGCGAUGCAUAUUUCAGAGCUCUCCACAUUAGCGACCGUGUUAGCUUGGCACCCGCUAAAGAAAAUGGACGAAGCUCAGUGGCGUGCUAUGGUGGAGCACAUUAUGAAGAAGGUACUGACUGAUGUUGAUCGGAUCCAUUCCAAGGAGGCAAUUACAUUUUUAACGGUCUCCACCUUGCUUCUGGUCGAGCAAGAUCACCUGGUGAAGCUUCUUCGUCGAGUGACCGCCACCUCUGGCUUUCAUACCGAUGAGCAGGUUGGGGAGCUCUUCCACGCGCUGGUGAGAAUUCGAAAAUACGUCGAAAGUCCCCAGGAGGACCUUAUUCACGCGUGUGGGGAGCUUCAGAAGGCUUUGCUGGAACGCCUUGAGCGCGUAGCGCAAUUCGCUAGCAUGAAAUCCGCGACCGACAUUUGGAUAUUUUCCAGUUUAUGUGGUGUUGAGCUACCAGCAACUGUUCAGACACAGAUACUGGAGAGUGUGGAGAAUCAUUUCCGGUAUCAUCAGCCACGUUUUGUAUCUCUUUGUAAGUUUGUCAAGGCAGCUGAAUCACAAAGGUUACCUUCUACUGAAUUAUUUAAUCAAAUCAGUGAUUUUUGUAUCGGAAAGCGACCACUUCGUCCUAACCAUGAAGAUCCGCAUCCACCAAGCAGUGAUGUAGACGAUUCUGGCAUUUCCACACAGGCUUUUCUUUUCACACGUUUUUUCGCAGACUUGGCAUCUUUGCGUUUUUACCUGGAGAACGUAUUUGCCGCAAAUGGUUCCCCCGCACCGACGAGCCUCACAACGACGCUACCACAGGAGUUGCUUGCACACGUAGGGGAGGCCUCGCCGAAACAGAUCUUGUUGGUGGUGAAGCGUAUUGCGCUUGCCCAGGAUAAUGAGUUGCGGAACACAAGAAAUGAUGAGGCGCUGUUGACUUCUAUUGAGGCUCGUAUGAAGAAGGAGGGGGCUGAUUUCAUUCGGGAUAUCUCGCCCGUCUUUCUGGAAAAAGUCGCAGCGACCAUCAUCGACAAUCCAAAGACUCAGAAUAUAGCAAGACUUCUUCCCAAAGAGAAUUAA
Molecule: messenger RNA, 1845 nt
Organism: Phytomonas sp. EM1
Lineage: Eukaryota; Euglenozoa; Kinetoplastea; Trypanosomatida; Trypanosomatidae
Source: the annotation of a GenBank genome assembly